Messenger RNA from Triplophysa rosa, 2635 nucleotides. Its product is annotated as adhesion G protein-coupled receptor E1-like. NCBI's taxonomy places the organism in Eukaryota, Metazoa, Chordata, Actinopteri, Cypriniformes, Nemacheilidae. The record is from RefSeq and is a predicted model, not a curated record. Bases 1 to 2580 code for a protein of 859 amino acids. Gene Ontology annotation, cellular component: membrane. The transcript is spliced from 16 exons. Gene Ontology annotation, biological process: cell surface receptor signaling pathway; adenylate cyclase-activating G protein-coupled receptor signaling pathway. Gene Ontology annotation, molecular function: G protein-coupled receptor activity.
AUGUGUGAUGACUCUGUCAACUGGGUCGGCUGGUAUCGUCUUUACAUUAAUGGUCAGAAUGUUCGAAUGCCAGAAACAUGUGUGCCAACAUACAGAUGUGGUACUGAUGUUCCACUGUGGCUCAGUGAUGGACACCCAAAACCUGAGGAUGGCGUGGUCACCAGAGAUGUUUGUGGUCAUAUGCUCAAUUACUGCUGUUAUUAUCAGUCAUUUCCCAUUCGAGUCAAAGCCUGUCCAGACAAUUAUUAUGUCUAUGAGUUUGUCCAACCAACUUUAUGUGGUGCAUACUGUGCAGAUGUUAAGAGCAUAAACGCCAUCAAUGUCACAUCAGGGAUCCUCUCUACUGACCCCUGCUACAACUACACUGUGCUGAAUGAUUCAAGAAGAUCCACCAGCUAUUCUUCUUCAACCCUCAUGUGUGACGACUCUGUCAACUGGGUCGGCUGGUAUCGUCUUUACAUUAACGGUCAAAGCGCUCGAAUGCCAGAAACAUGUGUGCCAACAUACAGAUGUGGUACUGAUGUUCCACUGUGGCUCAGUGAUGGACACCCAAAACCUGAGGAUGGAGUGGUCACCAGACAUGUUUGUGGUCAUAUGCUCAAUUACUGCUGUUAUUAUCAGUCAUUUCCCAUUCUAGUCAAAGCCUGUCCAGACCAUUAUUAUGUCUAUGAGUUUGUCAAACCACCUUACAACUGUUCUGCAUACUGUGCAGAUCAUGUCUCUGUUGACCCCUGCUACAACUACACUGUCCUGGAUGAUUCAAGAAGAUCCAGCAACUAUUCUUCUUCAACCCUCAUGUGUGACAGAGAUGUCAACUGGGUCGGCUGGUAUCGUCUUUAUCUUAACGUGAUGGACACCCAAAACCUGAGGAUGGAGUGGUCACCAGAGAUGUUUGUGGUCACUGGGACAAUUACUGCUGUUAUUAUCAGUCAUUUCCCAUUCGAGUCAAAGCCUGUCCAGACAAUUAUUAUGUCUAUGAGUUUGUCCAACCAACUUUAUGUGGUGCAUACUGUGCAGGAAACCUCAUGUAUACAGAAUCUCCUUGACCAGAUAGAGAAUAUUACAGUUCUCCCUUUAGCUGAUGUAACAGAUCUUUUGGACCUGGUUUUUAAUACAUCAGAGAAGAUUUCCAUCUCAUCAUCAGGUGACCCCAAGAAACUAGCGUCAGAAGGAAACCUUGUGAUAAAAGCCAGCGAGAAGCUCGUCUCCAUGUUGGUGAAGCCGACAAACACCAGUGACAAUGUCAGUUUCACCCGUGAUUCUGUAGAGGCACAAGUCUUCAUGGUUGGACCACAAGUCACCUUAAAUAAAAUCCCUCAGCUCGACACAACACAUGCUUCUGUGGACAUUGAUCUCAUUGGGAUUGCCAAGAAUAACAAUGAAACAGCUGCUGUGGCGUUCAUGAGCUUUAACACAAUGGAGAAUCUACUGAAGGCAGAAUUCUUCAACACAUCAGAUGACACAUCAGUUAAAACCAUGAUGUCCACUGUCAUCUCAGCUACUCUUCCAAAAACCACCAACAGACAGCUCACAAAACCAGUCAACUUCACCCUCAAACACAUCCGAGAGCUUGUGUCUGGAGGGAGUGUGUGGUGUGUGUACUGGAACAUGACUGAGUGGACUGUAGAUGGUUGUUGUGUUUUAGACACAAACAGCAGCUACACUGUGUGUUCAUGUGUUCAUCUGUCAACAUUCGCUCUCAUCAUGCAAACCAGCAGCACACCAGCAGAGGAUGAUCAUCUGAUGGAAGUGUUGAAUUUGGUGGCUGUGUCGGUGGGUCUGGUGUUUAAUAGUUUGGCUCUGUUGACUUUUGCUUUCUGUCGAUGGAAACCUGGAGUGAACAAUGUGGCUCGAAUCAACCUCUGCAUCAGUCUGCUGUCGGCUCAUCUUCUGUUCUUCCUCACACAACACUUCCUCACACACAUCAGACCUCUUCAGGUGUUGUGUGGUGUGCUGUCAGGAUUUCUUCACUUUCUCUUUCUCUCCUGCUUUGUGUGGAUGUUCAUUGAAGCUGUGCUGCUCUACAUCUGCGUGAAGAACCUAUCACAGAUCAGCUCCAGACAGAGGGCGGUGCUUAGCAGCAGAUUCUUGAUUGUGAUUGGAUAUGUGAUUGCUCUGGUUAUAGUGGGCGUGUCUGUCGGAUUGGUUCCUGACGGCUAUGGCAGUGACAGAUGCUGGAUUAAAGGGGAGAAAGGCUUCAUCUGGAGUUUUCUAGGACCUGUUUGUUUGAUUCUUGCGAUAAACUCGAUUCUCUUCAUCAGUAUCAUCAUCAGUCUGAACUCAACUCUCACAAAGCUGAACGCUGAAGUUUCACGGAUGAAACAAACCAAGAUUAUGGUUUUUAAAACACUGGCUCAGUUUGUGGUUCUUGGUUGUCCCUGGAUUCUGGGUUUCUUCACUAAAGACAGUAAGAUGAUGGAGAUUCUCUUCCUGAUCCUGAACUCACAGCAAGGAACCUUCAUCUUCCUGAUCUACUGUCUCCUCAAUAAUAAGGUCAGACAGCAGUAUGUGAAGUGGAUGAGCGCUCUCGUCCCCGGACUCAAAUCCAAACCCAUCAAAGACGCCCCCAAAAAACGCUGAGGACCAGACUGAUAGUCAAUCACUUACUGAAGUUAUUCUUUAUUAGAAACGUGAC